UUUUAUCCAAUUGCUAACCAGGCAUUGUAUGGUUACGACCAAGCAUCCAACAAAUCUUUCAAAAGCGAGAAAAUCCCAAAUGGCGUCAGAACUCAGGUGGAAGAUGGAAUCCAGGCUCUGUUUGUGCCCGCAGGAGAAGAGGUCGACCUUGGUGACUUUGCUGGUACGUGCAUCAGUAAUCCAUAUCUCUGUCAGAAUUUUACUGUGUCAUUUCUAUUUAAAACUGGAGCCGAUAAAGAUCUAAAGGUCCUGGAUUCGGGCUUGCGUGCUGAUGACCAAACAGAUGAGUACGAGUAUGGCUGGUCAUUUGAGAUU
This is a messenger RNA of Porites evermanni, 315 nucleotides long. The record is from the annotation of a GenBank genome assembly. NCBI's taxonomy places the organism in Eukaryota, Metazoa, Cnidaria, Anthozoa, Scleractinia, Poritidae.